ACAGUGACAGACAGUCUAUGACAAUAAUUGACUACAGAUUGUCAUGCACCAUGUAUGAAGUACCUUAUAAGUUAUAUCUUAUAGACUAUUGUGUUAUUGUUAUACACUUAAUAUACUUGUUAGUAUAACUUUUGUAUUUUUGUUCAAUUUAACAUGGGUGAAAAAAGAAGCACUUUACAUUCAUAUUUCAAAAAAAAAGUAAAAUUAAAUGAGGGUGAAGACAAUAUCAUUAUGUAUGCAAGCACAUCACAGUCAUCAGUCAAAUCUACAGAGUCCUGGGAAACAAAAUCAUCGAAUGAUUUAUGUGAACAUAGUACAUUUGUAGAGCAAAAGAAAUCUAAAGAUGCAAAUGAAGCAACAAUUAUCACUGAUCAUAGCCAAGUUGAACCGGAAGUUUGGCCACCAGAAUGGAGUGAGGGAAAUUGGAGAGAAAAAAUAGCAAAAUAUCCAUGGCUGAUAUUUCAUAAUAGAAAACUUGGGUGCAAAGUUUGUAAGGAGUUUGCUGAUUUUAACUCAUUUAGAAGUUAUAAUAUUGUUAUUGCUAAAGAAUGGAUUUCUUCUCAAGUUGAUGGAGGUGAAAACACAAAAAAAGAAACAAGGCUUGCUUUAUUACGGAAUAAAAUUAAAAAACAUAACUCCUCUGAAGCACACAAAACUGCCUUUAAUGUUUCAAUAGAAAAAAAAUUCUGAUAGACUUCCUAAUCUUUUUGAGGAAACUUCAUGUAAAAUAGACAAAACAACGCAUUCAAUUUUUCGCACAGCUUAUUAUAUUGCGAAAAACAAUCGUCCCUUUGAUGAUCAUUAUAAACUUUUAGAACUCCAAAAAAUCAAUGGACUACAAAUCGGUAAUACACUACAUUCAAGAUUUUCCUGUACCAAUAUAAUCGAUAACAUAUCAUAAAAAAUGAAGCAAAAAAUUAUCUCUAAUAUAAUAGAAACUGGAGCAAAAUGAGCAGAAUGUGAAAGAGGGUUGAGCUUAAUGAACAACAUAUGUACUAAACUAAGAGCAAGGCUUACCAUGAAGAAUAUUUCCAACUUAAUGUUUAUUAAUAUUAAUGGUCCUCCAUUAGAAAAAUGGGACCCCAAAGACUAUGUGAAAUCGUGGAUGGUUAGUCAUAGAUCUGCAGAAGACACUAGAACCAAAUUAUGUCGACCAGCUAUUGUUGCAAAUAGUGAAAACAAAUCAAACCUUUGGAAAAUACUUUAAACAAAUUUAAACAAAAAUAAAAAAGAUAAAUCUUAUUAUAUUAUUAAUUGUUAAAAUAAUUUAUUGUUUUUAAUUUAGUAUAUUGUAACACAUAAAUAAAAGUUGUAGUUCGAGCGAA
Messenger RNA from Myzus persicae (green peach aphid), 1325 nucleotides. Its product is annotated as E3 SUMO-protein ligase KIAA1586-like. The record is from RefSeq and is a predicted model, not a curated record. NCBI's taxonomy places the organism in Eukaryota, Metazoa, Arthropoda, Insecta, Hemiptera, Aphididae. The coding region runs from base 154 to 690 and encodes 178 amino acids. The transcript is spliced from 3 exons.